CAGGGGCUCUGGGGGGCUGCAGAAUAUAAAAGACGCUCAUCUACUUCUUGGCACAUCUAUCUGACUCGAGGGAGACGCCUGCACCAUGAUGAAGUGUUGCCUGUUGUCAUUGCUGCUGGCUUUGGGCUGCAUGCACAUCCGAGGUGCACCGGUGGACCAGGACGCCAUGGCCAUGGAGUCUUGUGAAGAUGCUGUGGCCCUGGGCGCUGCCAAGGAAGCUCUUAGCAAGAUUAACCAAGAGCGGCAGGAGGGCUACAUCCUGAGCCUCCAUCGCUUAUCCAACGCACACUCCACCAAACACGGAGAGACGGGCAUCGUCUUCUAUCUGACCUUGGAUGUUGUCGAAACCAACUGCAGUGUGCUCAGCAGAAAGGACUGGAAGGACUGCGAGGCUCGCCCCACUGAACAAACACCUGUGUACGGCCAGUGCAAAGCAGCCAUCUACAUGAACAGGGUGCACAGGGUGGUGCGGCUCUACAAGUACAACUGCGUCAUCAGACCAGUGCCCGCAGAGAGAGUGCACCGAUUAUGCCCAGACUGUUCAACUUAUGUGGAUUUCGAUAACGCCGAGGUUCAGAAGACCGUCUCGGAAUCCCUGGAGAAGUUCAACAACAAGAGUGGAUUGGGCAAUCAAUUUGCUUUGCUGAAUAUCAGCCGAGCCACAUCAGGGAUGGCCAUGGGAAUGUAUUACCACGUAGAGUACAGCAUCCAGGAGACGACCUGCCCCAACAACAAAGAAACAAAGACGGACAACUGCCCACUCAUGCAGUGCGAGUUUUCUCACAAAGGUUUCUGCAAGGCCUCGCACUUCCACAGUCCUGCUGGUGAUGGUGAGGUCAGCGUAGAGUGUGAGAUCUAUGAGGCCGAGGCUGCUGAGCGAGAGAAGAAAGUCCACUUCGGCACAGAGAUUGAUCACGUUCACAACGACACGCACAGCGACGGCCACGACCAAGCGCACGCCGCAGACUCUGCGCACACGCAUGACCACAUCCACGACCACACUAAGAGCCACGCUCACCACAAUAGUGAUCACUCCAAGGACAGCGACCACCACCACACCCAUGACCAUCAGGGGGGAAGCGCCCACAGGCACGCACACGACCACUCCCACGACCACGGGCACGGGCAUGAUCACGUGCACACCCACCACGCCAAGGCGCACGAUCAUAGCGCCGACUCGCCCAACCAACACCAUAACUACAAGCAUGAAGAAGGUGUGCACACGCACGACCACGACCACGAACUUGCCCUCGACCACGAGCACAAGCACGCUCACUUGCAUGAGCACGAACAUCAUCAUCAUCAUCACACGCACGAGCACGAGACAACGUUCCACGACAAUCCAGAGGGCGUCGUCAGGGUGCUUCCGGCCUUGGGCCAAGCCACGAGCGCGCCUUCCUCGCCCGAGGUACCUGCAGGCGAAGAGGCGGUCGUGCUGCCUCUGGUGCCCGAUCCGCAGAUCCCCGGUGAGAUGCAACCGAGCAUUCGGUCCUUCCCCGCUUCGGUUUCUUCUCAGUGUGCGGCGCCACUAGUACGAGCAAAGCUGGUUGGGAAACUCUUUGCAGAAGACCCCAUGUUCAAGGCCACCGCCUAGAUGGCGCGUCGGAAGCAAGUGGCGUUCUUGGAUACUUCAUUUCCUCUUGGUUGCACAAUAUCAAUAAAGAAUGACAGAAAUACGCAGCUGUUGCUCGAAACUAACAUUAACUAAUGUUCUUUUCAGUGACCACCACUUUUCUGUUUUUGUUUUUUACCGGCCUAGGGCAUAUUGAAAAUUAAAACUGAAUACAGUAA
Messenger RNA from Syngnathus typhle (broad-nosed pipefish), 1791 nucleotides. It is a transcript of the gene fetub, whose product is annotated as fetuin B. The coding region runs from base 86 to 1594 and encodes 502 amino acids. Gene Ontology annotation, molecular function: cysteine-type endopeptidase inhibitor activity. NCBI's taxonomy places the organism in Eukaryota, Metazoa, Chordata, Actinopteri, Syngnathiformes, Syngnathidae. The transcript has 7 exons. The record is from RefSeq and is a predicted model, not a curated record. Gene Ontology annotation, biological process: negative regulation of endopeptidase activity. Gene Ontology annotation, cellular component: extracellular region.